Molecule: messenger RNA, 2652 nt
Organism: [Candida] anglica
Lineage: Eukaryota; Fungi; Ascomycota; Pichiomycetes; Serinales; Debaryomycetaceae
Source: the annotation of a GenBank genome assembly
AUGAACAACUCAAACUCAUUGUUCAAAAGAACAGAAGUUAUAGGUAGAGGAAAGUUUGGAGUAGUCUACAAGGGAUAUAAUAAACAGACUAAGCAAGUAGUGGCAAUUAAAGUACUUAAUCUUGACACACAAGAAGAAGAAGUAUCUGAUGUACAACAAGAAAUUCAAUUUUUAACUGAAUUAAAAAAUGUACCAAACGUUACUCAUUACUAUGGAUCAUUUUUAAAUGAUACUAAAUUAUGGAUUAUUAUGGAUUAUUGUGCUGGUGGAUCAAUUCGAACACUUUUGAAAUGUGGGGUUUUCGAAGAAAGAUUUAUUGGUGUUAUAGCUAGAGAAUUACUUAUUGCACUUCAAUCAGUUCAUAAAUUAGGGGUAAUUCAUCGAGAUUUAAAAGCUGCCAAUGUUUUAAUUACUAAAGAAGGAAAUGUACAAUUAUGUGACUUUGGAGUUGCUGCACAGAUCACAUCUUCAUCUUUGAAAAGAACUACAAUGGCGGGAACUCCAUAUUGGAUGGCUCCCGAGGUUAUCAGAGAAGGUGAUGCAUACAAUGUUAAGGCUGAUAUUUGGUCAUUAGGGAUAACAAUGUAUGAAAUAACUACUGGGAAUCCUCCCUAUUCUGAUAAGGAUGCGAUGUGGGCUAUGCAAAUGAUUUCCAAACUGACUCCUCCUAGAUUAGAAGGCAGAGAAUAUUCACUGGUUUUAAAAGAAGCAAUUGCUCUUUGUCUUGAUGAAAAUCCUGAUGAAAGACCUCUGGCAGAAGAUUUAUUGAAAUGUAGACUUGUUAAAUUAUAUAAAAACCAUCCAUCUUCAAUUUUAAAAGAAUUGGUUACUAAAUAUCUUUUAUGGAGGGAUCAAAAUUCAAGACGGGAUUCUAUUGCAUUUUUAAAUUUAGAAGAAGAACAAAGACAAAAUAAUGAACUGUCUAAUCAAGGAGGUGAUGGUGAUCUUGAAGAAGAUGAAAGUCAAUUGCAAAUUAAAUGGGAUUUUGAUUCUUUAAGUUCUCGUGAAUAUAUCAUUGAAAAUGAUAUUGAAAUUGAUAAGGUAAAAGAUAGUUAUAAUAUGUCCAAUUCAUAUGUUCUUGAUGACGAUAACUCGAAUUCAGAGACUUUUAUUACCGAUCAAUCCUUUUUGACGAGACCAGGAGUGUCCACUGUAACUACAGGCACAAGAUCGAAAUUGACCAAUAGUUCGAAUACUAUGAUCACCAGCACACUAACCAAUGGUGGGGCCAGUACAGUAGUACCAAAUGCAUCCCUCAAACAAAAGCAGCAUGAAAUCCCCAAAUCAUUAUCACUGUUAUUUGAAGAUUCUGCGCCUUCUUCAAAAGAUACAGACAGCUCAAUACAUCCACCAAGUGGACUCGGAUUGUCAAGCUCCGAAAGAGUAGACUCUCCAACCAUUGAAAUACCGGAUAUGGAUAAUCUUGUAAACUUCUCAGUGGCAAAGCAGCAGCAACAACAACAGCAACAUCAACAACAGCAUCAGCAACAUCAACAACAACAUCAGCAUCAGCAACACCAACAACAACUUUCUACAAAUGGCCAAGGAAGUUCUUCCACCUCAACUUUAUCUAUAGGACGACCUACCCUCAAUAAACCGCCAAAUUUAUAUCAUACUCAAUCUGCAUCUGGAAAUUUAGAAACCCGAUUUUCUACAACUGCAAACCGUCCAAGAAAGAAAACAAUUUCCAAUACAUUAGGUAGUGCGGGAUCUGUCAAUUCAAGUUAUUCAGCAUCAACUACCCCAAUCCAAAUGGCUUCUCAAUCGCUGCAGCAAUCAUUGCAACCACAACAACAACCACUUCCUCCACAUACCCCUCCUUAUACCAAUACUACACUGAAGACACCAUCUCCCAAACCUAUACCAUCUUCAGGAUAUAUUAGUGGUUUGGCAAAUACCAAUUCACCUUCCAAGUCAAUGAAAGCCUUACAAUACAACACAAAUCCAUUAUUACAGCCUAUAAAUUUCAAAGCACCUUCAGGAGAUCAAAACAUGUCAAUCAAUGUGACUACUACGGAAGCACCCACUGUCGCAUCUAACGGGAGCGGGUUAGCCACAUCUAGCGUAAGUGGUGGAACAUCAGAACCUUCAUCCACAACCAAAAAGAAGAGGUCACGCCCUGGACUUCAUAUUCAAAUGCCUACGCCAUCUAGUACUCUCAGUAAUUUAUCUGCAUUGACAAAUAAUGAAUUUGAAAACCAACAGGGUACAGAUAGUAACGUGAAUCAAUUCGGGAUUAAUCCAUUACAGGCAACGUAUUCACAAAUGACUAUGACUCCUGUGGCCGAGAAGGAUGCUGCGAGUCUCCCAUCUGUUGGUGAAUUCCAUGACUCUGAAACCACCACAUCGCUGAUGGCACCUGCUAGAGAAAGAACGGAGUCUAUUUCAUCUACGUCUCUGAGAUAUUAUGGAGGAUUGCAACCCAAAAAGUUGGGUUCCACAGUUGCCUCAAAUCCAAUAUUUCCAACUAGAAGCACAUCAAUUAGUGCAUCUCCAAUUAAUGUCAAGCAACCACUACGAUUUCCUGCAAUUCCUGCGAUCAAUAGUGACUUCUUUAACGAUUCUACACCAAAGCAAAAAUUAGUUAAUGAGUUAGAUUCAAUGAUCAAGUUGUUUACUCAAGGAUUAGAAGCUUUGGAAGAUAACAUCUAA